This is a messenger RNA of Colletotrichum abscissum, 753 nucleotides long. RefSeq lists its product as uncharacterized. The coding region runs from base 1 to 753 and encodes 250 amino acids. Lineage: Eukaryota; Fungi; Ascomycota; Sordariomycetes; Glomerellales; Glomerellaceae. The transcript has 3 exons. The record is from RefSeq and is a predicted model, not a curated record.
AUGCGUUCAUUCGUUACCUGCACCGUCCUGGCCACCGUCGCCUCCAUGGCCGUCGCCCAGGUCCACCCUCGCUUCGAGUACCCCGACUCCGUUCCCGCCGUUGAGAAGCGCCAGGAGCCCGGCACUCCGCGCUACCAGUGCCACGAGGACUGCGGUCUCCUCAUCACGCUCGGCCGCCAGGACGGCUUCUGCACCAACUCGGAGUGGAACGAGCGCUACGGCCGCUGCAUGAGCUGCGCAAACACCUACGCCAUCUGGAUGUACUACUCCUCCGGCGUCACCUCCGCUGCCGCAAAGUGCGGCCUCUCCCCGACCCCCAGCCCCUCCGGAGGCGCCGUCGAGACCACCGCCGCAGCUACCAGCGCCGCCCCCGCCCCGGCUACCACCACUGCCGCUCCCGCUCCCGCCACCACCACCGCUGCCGCGCCUCCGGCUGCGUCUUCCAGCUCUGCUGUCGCUGAGUCCUCGGCCCCUGCUGCCUCUACCUCGGCCGCCGGCGCCCCCGCCACCACCCUCUCCACCGCCGCCUCUGCCUCUGGCUCCGCUUCUGCUUCCGCUUCCGGCGCCGCGACUACCUCUGGCGCCGCUGCCGGUACCUCCGCGGCUACCGUCACCCGCGUCACUUCCAUCGGAACCUCUGUCGUUAUUCCUUCCGGAACCGCCACCCCCAGCACCCCCGUCUUCGCCGGUGCCGGCAAGAACGCCGCUGCCAUGGGUCUCGCCGCCGUCGGCCUGGCCCUCGCUGCCUUCUAA